GAAUGUUGUGAAGAGAGCGGGUUAGUGAAAUCCAUCUUAUAAAAUUUUUGGUGGUCGGUCGUUAAUUUUUAGUCUUUUAUGGUGCUAAAAGUGUUUUAAACAGUUGUAUUAGAUCUUUCAUAUAUUGAUUUUAAUUCCAUGUGUCGUUUAAUUCCAAAAACAAUCAUGGGUUUUGACAUCAAGUAGAUGAGUGGGAGUGUGUGCCACACAUCCACCGGAAAGGAGAAACACACAGUACAUUGGUUCCGUAAAGGCUUAAGAUUGCACGAUAAUCCCUCGUUAAAAGAAGGACUGAAAGGAGCCAAAACGUUUCGGUGUGUUUUCGUCCUAGACCCUUGGUUCGCUGGUUCUUCCAGUGUUGGUAUUAAUAAAUGGAGGUUCCUACUUCAAUGUUUGGAAGACUUGGACCGUAAUUUGAGAAAACUUAACUCGAGAUUAUUUGUAAUCCGUGGUCAGCCGGCGGACGCUUUGCCGAAAUUAUUCAAAGAAUGGGGAACGACGGCUCUCACGUUCGAAGAAGACCCUGAACCGUUCGGAAGAGUCAGAGAUCACAACAUUACGGCGUUAUGUAACGAACUAGGAAUAACGGUAGUACAGCACGUAUCGCACACCCUUUACCAUCUUCAACACAUAAUAGACAGAAAUGGAGGAAAAGCGCCAUUGACAUAUAAUCAAUUUCUGGCGAUAAUAGCUUCGAUGGGUCCACCUCCUAAACCAGAAUUACCAGUAAAUGCUUCUGUUUUAAAUGGAGCAUACACACCGCUCAGUGAUGAUCACGACGAAAAAUAUGGAGUUCCAACGCUUGAGGAGCUUGGUUUCGACACUGAGGGACUCAAUCCUCCAGUUUGGCAGGGUGGGGAAAGUGAAUCCUUAUCUCGCCUAGAACGUCACCUGGAGAGAAAAGCUUGGGUAGCAUCAUUCGGCCGCCCUAAGAUGACUCCCCAAUCACUACUUCCCUCGCAAACUGGCCUUUCUCCUUACCUAAGAUUCGGCUGUUUGUCCACAAGACUUUUUUACUACCAGUUAACAGAUCUGUAUAAAAAAAUCAAAAAAGCGUUUCCUCCGUUAUCGCUACACGGACAACUGCUAUGGAGGGAAUUCUUUUAUUGCGCUGCUACCAAGAAUUCGAAUUUUGAUAAAAUGUUCGGUAAUCCCAUUUGUGUACAAAUUCCGUGGGACAAAAAUGCAGCGGCUUUGGCAAAAUGGGCAAACGGUCAGACGGGAUUUCCAUGGAUAGAUGCCAUAAUGACGCAGCUACGCCAAGAAGGGUGGAUCCACCAUAUUGCAAGACAUGCAGUCGCUUGUUUCUUAACGAGAGGAGAUCUUUGGAUAUCAUGGGAAGAAGGAAUGAAAGUAUUUGAAGAACUUCUGUUAGAUGCAGACUGGUCUGUUAAUGCUGGUUCCUGGAUGUGGCUGUCGUGUUCCAGUUUCUUUCAACAAUUUUUUCAUUGUUACUGUCCCGUAAAAUUUGGAAGGAAAGCUGAUCCCAAUGGUGAUUAUAUAAGAAAGUAUCUUCCAGUAUUAAAAAACAUGCCAACUCAAUACAUCCACGAGCCUUGGUUGGCUUCCGAGAAAAUUCAACAAGCUUCGAAAUGUAUCAUAGGGAAAGACUACCCUUUACCAAUGGUUAACCACGGAGUCGCCAGUAGAAUAAACAUUCAAAGAAUGAGACAGGUGUACCAACAGCUGGCCAAUUACAAAAUGGUUGAGAAUGCGAGGUUUGAAGUCAAAGAACAGCAGAUUAGGGAAAAUUCUAUUAUAGAUAGUGCUGUUUGAAAUUUCAGAAAGCGUAUUUAGUAUCUGUAAAUAAAAAUGAGGGUUGUUAAUAAUGUUACAGUACCUUACAUAUUAUGUCUUCUGAAUGGAAAUUUAUUUCGCUUUCUAUAAAAAUUGUACAAAUAUCUUAAAUAAAACCUUUACAGGUACAAUACACAAAGUACAAUACACUAGAAGUAGAUCAAAAUUAUAUAAGGCCUUUCAUUUUAAAUAGGGGCCUUUGUUAUCAAGACGUCGCUCGUAACAGAGGUAGAAAUAUUCAGUAUUGACACUUGCGUUCAAAUUAUAUUUAAAUUUGGUUUGUUUUUUAUUUAUUUAUUGUUGAUAUUAAUUAUUAAUAACAUCAUGUUAUGUUAUACGAUUACGUUUUCCUUGUAAUAGAAACGAUAAGAGAGUAAAUAAUACAAAAUGUUAUCAAAUUUAAUUGGUAUUUAUAAUAAUAGUUAUCCAUACUGAUAGUAAGAAACCUAACUUCCCAAAAAUGACAAACCACCAUUAAGAAAAUCAUCCAAAUCGGGCACCAGGUUCUAAUCAACAUAUAUUUUAAACUUAAAAGUUAUUUUUUGUUGGUCGUUUAUUUCUUGGAAAAGUACACAUUCCUCUGCAUACAAAAGUAUUAAUAAGUACAUAUUUUAAAUAUAACUAGGUAUCUUCUUCUUUACGUGCCGUCUCCUCUCAGAAGGUUGGCAACCAUCAUACCAAUCCAAAUCUUCGAAGCUGCUGGCUUAACUGCUGUUGAACCAUGCUCUUACAUUGUUUAGCCAGGAAACGCGUUUUCUAUCUCAGCUUUUUGGUCCUUCUAUUUUUCCCUGCAUGUUCACCUGCAGCAGUUCAUAACACUCAACUCUCAUGACACAAUUAUUGCAACUUGCUAAUUUUAAUUAGGACUUCUUUUUGUUUUCCCAUUCUUUUCAAUACGACGUCGUUUAAAUUGAACUUAUUCUAAGUAUUUUUCUGGAAGCUUCCAUUUAACCCCCUCUGUGUCUCAGUGGUAAGAGCGCCUACCUUUAAAACCUAAAGGUCGUGAGUUCGAAUCUCACCUGGGUGGAAAUUUUCGUUUAUUAAAAAAAAUUAAUAAAUGAAAAUAAUUUCUAUCCUUGUGUGAUCGGUACUCACCGGAGGGACCGCAGACGUUCGGAUACAAUUAGCGUCUCUUAGCAAAGACAAUGACGUCGACUUUGCUAAGUAUCAAGACAAUUACUCUACACCCACAGACACACACACACACACACACACACACACACACACACACACACACACACACACACUACAUUAAUAAACUUAUCUUGAUUGAGACUGGCUGAAUGACAAUUGUCCAAGCUAAAACACACAAAAAAAAGCUUCUGUUUCUCUAGCGUCCAAGUCUCCACUCAAUACAGCAGCACAAAGAACACCUAACACUUUAAAGGUCCAAUAUUUAAUACGAUCGACAAAUCGCUGUUACACAAAACAUUAUUUAUUUUGGUAAAUGCGUAUCUUGCUUGUCAAAUUCUUGAUUUUAUUUCUUCAAUAUAUUAGUUGUUCUUAUUAAGUUGAUCCUAAAUAUUUGUAUUUUUAGACUUUUAUUAUUUGUUCUCCGAGAAUCAUUAGGCUGUCUUGUCUUUGUUGUGAUUUAACAAUUAAUAUAAAUGAAGUUUUUUUCAUAUUCACAGUUUGACCUUUUUCUUUAAUGUGUUUAACAACUCGAUUUACUAGCUGAUGUAGAUCUUCGAGACAUUCCACUAUCAGUGCGUAUUAUCCGCGUAUCUUAAAAUGUUGAUAAAUUUUCCGUUCCGUUCAUUUGUAUGCCUAUCGUUUGUCUUCUACAGUUUCUUGAAUAAUUUCUUCGAAAUAUACAUUGAAUACGAUAGGUGUGAUAAUAUUAAUCCUUGUCUGACAACUCUCCUUAUUUCGAAUUCAUGCAAGCGUUCAUUCCAUUUCUUCAUUAUGGCUGUUUGAAUAUAGUAAACUUCGGUAAUAAUUCUAAUGUCUUUUGUACCUUAAUUCUUUCAUCGGAGUAGUUUUAUGAGGCCGCUGUGGCUGAAUUGAUCGAAUGCUUUGUUGUAGUCUAAAAAGCAGACAUACAGUGGUCGAUUUAUAUCCAUGCACCUUUGGACCAACACAGUCAUUGCAAAUAAGGCUUCUCUUGUUUCAAGAACCGUGAAACCUAAAACCAAAUUGUGUCUUGCUGAUAUCUUGUUACAGCCUUCGAUAGAAUCUGUUAUGAAGAAUUUUUAAGAAUAUUUUGAGGAUGUGACUCAACAUGCUAAUCGUUCAAUGAUCAGAGUAUUCUCUUGCAUUUGGUUUUUUAGGUAAUGCAAUGAAAGUAGACUUCAACCUUUCUUUAGGAAUCGUUCCUAUAUUGUAUAGAGUUAUACAAAUCUUCUAGUAUGUCUAUAUGCUCCUCGUUGAUCAGUUAGAAUAUUUCUCCUCGUCUUUCGUCUUCAAAAAGUUCCUUUAUGUAUCCUCUCCUGAAUGUAUAUGUCGGAUGAUUUGAAAAUGUGGUUAAACUUACCGAAGGCUGCGAAGCCAGUCUUACACGACGGAGAAGCUCAACGGUUCGGUUAUCAUUUCCCAUGCGAAUCUAGGGGCCUAAAUAUUUAUAACCAUUACCUGGCCUAUGGAUCUUGCCCUUGCGCAUAUAUCUUGACUAAAAGAUUUUUCAUCAUCUGGGUUUUUAAAUAUAUUUAUUUUUAAUCCCCCUUCUAGGGAGGAAAGGUAAAGCUGACUUAAAAGUUCUAUGGCCUCAUAUACAUGUAUCAGCUAUAAGCACAAUAUCAUCAGCAAAUCUCAUGUGUCUAAUUUUUUGUUCGUUUAUGUUUAUGCCCUUGUUGGUCAGUUUUGCCCUUUGAAAUAUAUAUCCCAAAAGCGUGGUUGGCAGUUAAAUAGGUUAAUAGCAAACAAGAAUUAAAUAUAAUGAUGACGCAUACGAAUUUAGCCGACCAUUGAUUUUCAGUGUGUAUUCUAUAUCCGAAAGUUCACCAACUAGUGUUUCAUAUACCUACCUGAUCCGAAAGUAUACGAUAUACUGAUGAAAUAUCGUAUACUGUACACUGAACUUACAAAUUCGAUAAUAUUUUAAUAUGUUUAUAUAUCUCUUGGUAUUGACGAUACUGAUGGGAUCUUCUGCAGAAUGUAAAUCAUUGUCAGACAAAAAAGUAUAUAUGUAUAUAUUUUUAAAAAGUAUAUAUUAAGAGGUUUUUACCUCGAAUCAAAUAAAUAAACGUAUUAUUGUUGUGAAGGUUUUAUAAUAUAUUUAUUUUGUUACUGAUAUUCUAUUUGGAUAUAAGUCUGUAGGUAUUAAAAGUUAUUCUUGUGUGUCAUAUAAUAAACUAUUUAUUG
Messenger RNA from Diabrotica balteata, 5097 nucleotides. The record is from the annotation of a GenBank genome assembly. Lineage: Eukaryota; Metazoa; Arthropoda; Insecta; Coleoptera; Chrysomelidae.